AUGCCCCGCAUGCACAAGCAACAUGUAAGAACCGUCGACACAACGCCGUUUAGCGGGCAAUACGGUUCUGUCAAUGUAGGACAGUACUCCCUGCUUAAUAAUCUUUGGGGCGAACAUGAUGCUACCUCUGGCUCCCAAACCUCUCAGAUUACGUCGAUGGAGGGCAGUACUAUUGCCUGGAAAACGAACUGGACUUGGACUGGCGGAAAGGAGGUCAAGAGCUUUGCCAAUAUCCAGCUUAAUACUGGCAUCAAUCAACAGCUGAGUGCCAUUUCCAACAUGCCUUCUACUUGGCACUGGUCUCAGUCGAACACCGGAGCGGUCGUAGCUGACGUCGCCUAUGACUUGUUCACAUCUGACACAGCUGGCGGCUCGAAUGUAAACGAAAUCAUGAUCUGGCUUGCAAACGUCAACUCUGGUCCAAUCUCUGCGCAGUACAACGCUACGGGUCAAGCUGUCCCGAUUUUGGAAAACAUCUCGAUCGAAGGUCACACCUGGAACUUGUACUCUGGAUCCAACGGAUACAACCAGGUUUACUCCUUUCUCCUGACUAGUGGUACGGUCAAAUCAUUCAAGGGCGACAUUUACCCAUUCCUUUCCUACCUGAUUGAUAACGAGGGCAUGAGCUCGUCACAGUACCUCACCACUGCUCAGGCGGGCACAGAAGCUACGUCUGGAACGGCGAAAUUCACUACGUCCGCUUACAGCUUGACCAUCAACUAA
This is a messenger RNA of Suillus subaureus, 723 nucleotides long. Its product is annotated as glycoside hydrolase family 12 protein. The record is from RefSeq and is a predicted model, not a curated record. Gene Ontology annotation, biological process: polysaccharide catabolic process. NCBI's taxonomy places the organism in Eukaryota, Fungi, Basidiomycota, Agaricomycetes, Boletales, Suillaceae. The transcript has 5 exons. Gene Ontology annotation, molecular function: cellulase activity. The coding region runs from base 1 to 723 and encodes 240 amino acids.